AUGGAGUCAGGCCUCUCACAAGCCUUUCGGGAAGAACUCACCUGCUUCGUCUGCAUGAGCUACCUUACAGACCCAGUCACCAUAAGCUGUGGCCACAGCUUCUGUCGAGCCUGCCUCCACCUUUCCUGGGAAGACAGCCAGCUCCCUGUCCAAUGCCCUACAUGUAGGGAACCAUCCCAGCAGAAGGACUUCAGAACCAGCAUUGUUCUGAAGAAGCUAGUGUCCAUUGCCAGACAAGCUGGCCUCAUGAAGUACCUGAGCUCUGAGGAACAUCAGUGUGUGACCCACAAGGAGACCAAGGGGAUCUUCUGUAUGGAGAACAGGAUCUACCUCUGUCAGCUCUGCUCUGACUCCCAUGAGCACAGAGGUCACAGACACUGUCCCAUUGAAGCAGCUGCUGAGGGUCAAAUGGAGAGACUUCUGAAGCAAAUGGAAUCAUUAUGGAAGAAAAUCCAGGAAAAUAAAGAGAAUCUCGAGGUAGAGAGAAGGAUGAUAACUCAGUGGAAGAACUCCUUGAUUCUAAGAGAAGAAAUGAUAAGGACAGAGUACAGGAUACGUCAUCAAAACCUCUCUGAACAGGAAGAAGAGCAUAUUGCGUGUAUGAAAGAAGAAGCCAAUUAUUAUUUAGAGAAACUCAUGGAAAGUGAAGCCAUGAUGGUUCAAAAGGACAAACAACUCAGAGAUAUGUAUCAGGAGCUGAUGGCAAUGUUCCAGGAGCCAUAUGUGGUACUGCUCCAGGAUUUUGAUGACAUAUUCAGAAGGAGCGAGUCAAUGCAACUGAUCAAGCCGCUGGCCAUGAAACCAGAAAUCUAUGUCCUAGCCUUCAAUGGACUGGGUCAAAUAUUCACCUAG
Messenger RNA from Arvicola amphibius (Eurasian water vole), 852 nucleotides. Its product is annotated as tripartite motif-containing protein 43-like. Gene Ontology annotation, molecular function: zinc ion binding. NCBI's taxonomy places the organism in Eukaryota, Metazoa, Chordata, Mammalia, Rodentia, Cricetidae. The record is from RefSeq and is a predicted model, not a curated record. Bases 1 to 852 code for a protein of 283 amino acids. The transcript has a single exon.